This is a messenger RNA of Cinara cedri, 25180 nucleotides long. NCBI's taxonomy places the organism in Eukaryota, Metazoa, Arthropoda, Insecta, Hemiptera, Aphididae. The record is from the annotation of a GenBank genome assembly.
AUGGUAAGAUACCGAUUUUAUUCCUUUUAACAUGUUGAUAUUCACUGCCAAAUAAUGUCAUUUUUAGAUAUCAAAAGUACUAUUCAUUUUAAUUAGAAAAAACUAAAACAAACGAAACAUACGAUUUUUUUUCAAACUACGGCACAACGAUUUUGUUAUUUAAAAUUUGUACGGCUUUUUUUCUACUAUAUAUAUUACUCCAGUAUAUAAAUGACACAGUGCCUUUUUUUGUUAAAUUUUAGAUGUAGUGUAUGAUUAAGAAAGUCGUUUUUUGAUUUUCUCUGUAUUUUCAUUAAUAAUAAGGAUUUUAAUUUUUACAGAACACAUAUAUUUGCUUUUAGAUCCAUACUAGGUAUUAGAGUCGUAUGAGAGUCAUACCUAAUAGUAAAAAAAAAUUUAAUGCAAUGUAGUAUAUUUUUUUUUAAAGAGCUUUAAAAACAAAAAUAUUAAAGUUUUACAUAAUACGUAUAUAAAAGCAAUUCACUCCAAAUCGUUUUUCGUUAGAAAUGGUUUAUCUUUGGUUUCUGGUACGUAUUAAAUAAUUUUAUUUAUCUCAACAUUUCAACUACUCACCUGCAACAGUGGCUACAUCUGUCCCUAGUAUCAGAUCUUUUUUUUCUUCUUCCUCUUUGUUGUUUCGUUUUUUAUUUUAUUUUUGUAUAUGCAAUAGACUCUUCUACCAGAAAUCCCGCUCCAAUAAAAAAACUUUAUAGGAACUUUUUUGUACCUUUUUGAUAUUAUUGGUGAAUUAGGAAAGUUAUUUUUUGAUUUUUCUUGUAAUUUUCUUAAUAAUAGGAUAAACUGGCUAUUUUUUUAUAUAUAUAAUUUGUGUUGAUUUGGCAACAAUGGGGUUAUUACGACUAAUAAUAUUCUGCUCAGAAUCCUUUUUCAUAAGUGGUUUAUUGUCAAUUGUAGUAGUAAAUUAAAUUACACUAUAUAUCUUCACUACCCUCCUCAAACAGAUUUGUUAUAAAUAAACGAACACGAAAAACUAUUACUAACCCCGUCUGCGGGAUAUCUUAGGCGGUUGUAUUAUUUGGUGACCGAUUUAGUGACGUGUGAUGCGAUUAGGUUAGAUCAGAAUAAUAAAUGAGCGUGCAGUAUACAGUUACUCGAGUGAUGAAAGCUUAGGGUUGGCGCCAAUACAAUGACUUCAUUUGAAUAUUCCUACAUGUGACAGUCGCGCGUUGCUGCUAUAACAAUUUCGAUGAUCGUUUUUUUAGAACCAUAUAAUAAAUUAUUUUCUUUUCUUCCUCUUCUUUCACUUUAAUCCCAACUAUUUGAGAUAGGUCAGUCUCGUUUUAAACUUCCACUUGACCCUAUCUUUCACCUCGAAAAUACCGGCUGUUCUCGUAUCCAACUACCUCUUUUCAGGCUUCCUCUUCACAUCUUUACUUCUAUAUUACUUUCAUUACAAAUUCUUACUGUAUCUUUUAUGUAAUUUUGUAUUUUUUUUUUUUUUAUUUUAUGUGUGUGUAAAUAACUGUUUCAAAAUUUUACUUCAAGGUAUAGAAAAGGGUACAGCGAAAGGAAUUUUAGCGAGAGGUAUUUCUGAAAGGAAAUUUUAUCUAGUUUGUGCAUUAGAAAAGUCAUUUGAUUUUUCAAAUAUUUUUCAUAAUAAUUGGGCGUAAAUAUUACGCUCUUUCAAAUCAUAUAUAACCGAACUUCUCUCAGAAUCGUUUUUCAUUAGCAAUGGUUUAUCGUUGCUUAAAAAUAUAAAUUAAAUAACUCUUUGUAUGAUAGGAUACACACAUGCCCAAUUUUCCACCCACAAAAGUGGUACACCCAUCCCCAGUAUCAGUAUACAUUUUUUUUAAUAUCUUAACCACAACUAUAUUAGUACCUAAAAUUCAAUAGAUGUGUAAUUUUUUUUCUUUUCUAUACCCACGAAUUUUAUAUAAAAUAUAAUUUAUAAGACUUUUAAGGCUUAAUAUAUAAGUACUUACCUACUUAGAAGACAAAAAAGUAUUUCAUUAAUUUAUGAACCUUUUGGUGAUAAAAAAAAUACACCUCUUGUUUGAAUACAUUAUAAUUAUUAUAUUAUAUAUACCUAUAUAAAAUGCACUAAAUAAUAGUACCCGUGUGAAUACGUGAAUUAAUAUUUAAGUAUGCAAAAUAUUUUCAUUUUUUUUUUUUUUUUUUUUUUUAGGAAUCUCGAGGAAAGAGACCAUUCAAAAUAUGGGAUGGUUUUAGAAACAUAAGAAAAAGCUUAGUCGUAUCCAGCUUAAAAGACCUAGAAAUACGCGGUAAGUUCUUAUUGUUGUUAAUUAAUUAAUUUACAUCAAAUAUAAUAAUAUAAUAUUACAUGUUAUUUGAAGUCAGUAUCUGCUAAGAGAGUCUAUUUAAAAAAUUUAACAAUUCCGUAAUUUAUUAAUUACAACCUACUAUAUUCAGAGGCCGUCGAAGCGCCAUUUGUGCCUCUGUCUUUAUAACGGAUGAUAUAGCAAAAAUGCGUUGGCGUACAACAAACAAAAAGACCUUUGAUAUCGGUUUUGAACUUAAUACUUAAUAAUAUCUGUAGUCGACAACAAAAAAUAUUGAAGAAAACCUUGCUGGUCUUUUACAAUAAAUUAUCUAAAUUAUCAAAGGUAUUUAUACAACAAUUAUAACAAAUCGUAUUUGUAAUUUGUUUAUAUUCUGAGCAAAGCGAGGAAUGUAGGUAUUGGUUUUACAUUUUUGUUGCAUUUUGGACAUUGUUGGUGCAUUGAAGAGGUCAUGAUUUCAAGUGAUUUCAGUAAUUAUAAUUAAUUCCUAAUAAUUAACGGAUAAAUAUUUACGGUUUUAAAACUUUAUUAUUUUAAAUUAUUAAGACCUUUAUUCUUUUCUACCAAAAAUCUUGCUUCGAUUUUAUGUUUUUUGUUUUAAUUCGGUUAAAAAUAAUCACUGACACCUGAAAUUUUCACACGGUACUUAUAUUAGUCUUUUAUAGAAGUGGUAAAAAACAUUCUGUCGAUUUUUCAACUAUUUAGAGGCAUUCGAUGUUUUAUAUUUUUUCUAGUUUUUAUUUAGUUUAAUUUGGAUAAAAUUGUAUGGCCAAACAUAAAUACUUGAAAAUUUAAUACAAAAUAUAUUAUAAAUUUAAAUUAAUAGCCAAAAGAAAAUACUUAAACGUAAUGUAGUUAUUUUUUUUUUCUUUAUCAUUUUUAGAUCAAAUUUUAAAUCUUGUCAAUUACGGCAUUUUAAAACAUUUAAAAACGAAUUUCGCUCAGAAUAGUUUUUCGUUAUCAGUAGUAAACCGUUGUGUAUAAAUAUAAAUUUAAUUACUUUAUUAUAUACCCUACCUUCUCAAAUUUGUUUAAACUUAUUAUGAAGUAUAAUAUUAUUAGAAAACGAUGAUGGGCUAUCUUAAAAAUAUUAUCAUCAAUAUUAUUUUGUCUAUAAUAAGUGUUUUAUCUCUGAAAUGGAUUUCAAAGACUUUUUUGUUUAUUAUGCGUGAACACAUUUUUUUUUGCUAUCUUUUGCCUUUUAUAAAGACAGAACUGGAAAAUGCCGCUGUAACAGCAAUUUAAAAUUGUACGUUUGUGCGUUGAAUAGUAUAUGAUAUACAUUUUAUAUAUUUACCUAAGUAGCGACUGUUAUAGUAUGUCUUACCAAAUCACAAAUGUCAGAUAAUGAACAAUUUAAAUUAAAUGAAUAACCGAAUUCGACUAUUUUUUAAAUUUUAGAAUUUUUUUUGAUAGUUUAUAUUUUUCUAAACAAACAAUAUUAUGCAUUUUGAUAACGAUAAUUGAUCGUAAAUUCCACGGAAAUGAGAGGAAUAUUUUCUUAAACUGCUUUUCGGUUGGCCAAUAAAAAGUGUAUAUAGGUAGCAUCCAUUAGUGAAAACGUUUAUCACAGUAUAGAUUAAAGAUAAUAUUACAGAAUUUGAUAUAAUGUUACACAACUUUAAACAAUUUUUAGUGUUCGAUUUUUACGUAUUUACGUAUGUUUUCAGUUUAGAAAUUGCCUAUAAAUUUAUAGUAAAAUUGAGUUUUUUUUUUUUUUUGAAUGCUGAUAUAACAUUCAAGUAUAUUUAAGUUAUAUUUUAUAGUUUUAUACUGAAAGUUAGGUUAGCAGUUGGAUUUCAAGGUCAGAACAAGACGAUUUGGUGGGGCGUGAACUUCAGUCGGACACGGUUGUUGGAUUGAAAACAAAUUUGAUAUGUAAUUAUUAUUACCAGAAUUAGAUGAUCGAAGAUAUAAUUUAAUGUAUCGAAUAUCUAUUAUGGUUUAAUCUAACAAUUAUUUAUAUAAUAUAAUAUAAUGUAAAUAACUAUAAUAUAUACUCGAGUUAAGAAAUAUAUUUAUAAUUCAAAUAGCGGACGUUACGAUACUAUAUUUUAUAUCAUUAAAAUCGGCGUCUAUCACUCAUGUAGUUAAAUUUACAUAAUUUCAUUUACUCGGGUGUUACAGCAGAGGCAAACCGACAUCAAACCCACGUGAAAUUAAAUACCGAAACUCUAUAAAUAUAUUAACGGUAAAAAUAAUAUUAACGAUAUAUCCACUCUGUACGAUACACGUAAUUAUACUCAUCAGUGGCUCAAUUCAUUGAGUGGGACGCGUCAUUCACGCGGUGUAUAAAAUAUAAAAUAUGUGAAUAUAAGUUUACAACGAUUGGAUUACGGUUCACGCCAAAGGUAUUCCCGGCCUAGUUUUUAUUUGUAACGUUGCCACGGACAACACCCGAGCAUCAGAAAGAGCAUCGCUGAUCCUUAUUAUCCAUGAGAUAUUUGCAGUGAAACUUUUCAAAUAAAUUAUAUUGAACAAUAAUUAUUAGGUAAUUAUGGGAGCUAAAAUGUAUAUUAUUGUUCGACAAUAUUGUAUAAUUUCAUCUCGGAUACGCAGUGAUUGCAACAAAUGAAUAUAAUAAAAAAAUUGACACGUUAUGCAUUUGGAAAUGUUUGGAAUUAAAUAAAACAAAAUAAAAUAAAUAUGUUAAUAGGAAAAUAGGAACGGGUGCCGCCACUGUUAUGGUAAUUUAAUUAUUUACCUGUAAGCAACUAUAAACAAUUGCUUACGAAAAAACAAUUCUAACCGAAGUUCAAUUGAUGGUGAUGCUUUGUCAACAAUAUAUAUGUCAUAUUAGAGUAAAUCAAUUAAAGAGCCUUUCCAUAUUUUCUUUAAUAUUAUUUGUUUAAUUUCGUGCCGAUUUUCACAGUUUUCCUACGAUUUUUCGGUUUUCCCGUGUUUUAUCCCGGUUUUUCAAAUUUACAUAGAAAACUCUUUUCUUAAAAUUUCUUAAAAUUUUCUUAAAAUCGAAAAAUGACCUUAAAGUACCUUUCCGCGCCGAUUUUCUUUCAGAAAAAGUCGCUACACUUAAAAAUCUGAGCAAAUCCUCUAGUAGAAAAGUUGCACACAGAUAUAAAAAAAAAAAAAAAUAAUAUACAUCUUUGAAAAUCGUAAGCUUUUUCGCUCCACUCAGAAUCUAAAAAUCAAAUUAAAGAAUGUCUAAAAUAGUUGACAUAUCUAUGUAUAUAAUUUACAAAAGUAUAUUUAGAUAUAUUUGAUGUACUUUUACAGAAAUAUUUAGAAACCGAAAAUACAGUUGCCACAUUUUACGUUCAGUUAGUAAUAAUUCUGCAGAUUUUGAAUAACUGUUUACCGUGAGUAGAGUAUAUAAAAGUUAUUUUAAUUAAAUAAUCGAUGAUAGCACAUUAGCAUCGUUUAGUUGAUGUGAACACCUCGAUUUAGUUUGAUUUAGUUCUAGAAGUUUUAGUCCAAAACUUGAUUUUAUAGUUAAUAAUAUAAGUUUGAAUUAUGUACCUACAACAUUACCUACUACAUUUGAUAUUAAAACAUAUUUUAGAUUCUGAGUGGAGCAAAGCAGUAUAUGAUUUUACAAAGAUACUUAUUUUUUUUUUUUGUUGUUGUUUUUUUUUUUUUAUUUGUGCCCAACUUUUCUACCGGCAAGAGCAACUUUGUUCUGAUUUAGAAUGAUACCAUUUUUUCUGAAAGGAAAUCUGACUGGGAAGGUACUAAUUAGGGGGUCAAUUUUUGAUUUUCUUAUCAAAUGUGAAAAAACGAAAAAAACACUAAUGAAAAACAGGAAAAUGUACGAAAUGUUGGUAUUUAGUUUGGGCUUAUUUGGUUCAGAGGUAAACGUUAAAAUACGUCUAAAUAUACCGUGAGAUACAUAUAUACCUAUUACCGACACAAUGCAGUACUACAGUACCUAUUUUCGGGAAUAUUCGACAAAACGCCUGAUACUGCUGAUGAAUUGGAAGGGAAGAUUAGGAUUUAUAUAGAGUAAUUUAAUUUAAUUCUAUACAUAACAAUAAACCGCUGCUGACGAAAACGAUUCUGAGAAAGUAUUAUGAGUCGUAUAUUAUCAACAAAAAAUUACAAAAAAGUUUCUAUAAAAACUACAAUGAAAAUUUAAAAAGUCUAGAUCAAACCAGACAAUGUCUACAAGAAAUUUCUUAUACAUUUUUUGAUAGGAAUAUAAUUUAUGAUUAUUAUUUCGUAUCAUACAACUACAAUUAGAUGCGUACGAACAAAUGAUAAUAAAUCAUAAAUAAAUAAGUAACAUAAAUAUAUACAAUUCAGAGUCUAUAUGGAGAUAAAAAAAAAAAUAUAAUAAAAUACAUAAAUUGCUUAAUAAAUAUAAUUGGGAAUAUAAAUAGAAUUUGGAAUGGAUAUAACUUUACGGUAACAUAAUUGUCAAAGAUUAUAGGUUUAUUUCAGUUUUAGAUUACCCAUGACAAGAAUCUUGCUACUUCAAAAGCAUUUGGAUUUGCUGACAGGUUUUCUUUCGAACAGAAAGAUGGGCAGCUUUGGCAGUUCAUUGUUCCAUGUCUUGUUCCAAACCACACUCGCAUUUUGUGGAGAUGUCUUGAUAUUUCUUUAGGUUGUUUUUAGAUCUGCCCACUUCUACUCUGAGUCUAUUGAGUGAUCUCCAGGUUGGCCAGUCUAAUUCGUGUCCUGCUGGCAGCAAUUCCGCUACUCUAGUUUAUUGUUUUCUUUGAAGAAAGAGAGUUUCCACAUUUCUCUUCGUACCUCAUCAGGGUGUUUUUUUUUUAGAGGUUUUGUCGUUUUAAGAAAAUUCUUUCUGGAUUUACGUCUAAAAUUAGGUAUAUUUUGUCUAUGUAAUGGGCGUCGUAUAUCAAUUUCUGCUUUAGUCCUUUCCCAGUCUGCUGCGACCUCCGGCGGAUUUUCGGUGGGACAAUACCAACGAGUUUGUAAAUUUUAGGAAGUAGUGUAUUCUUGAGAAAACCUGUUACUAAACUGCAAGAUUCAUUCAUUAUGGUGUCUAUUUGUUUUGUAUGGACAGAACUGCUUCACAGGAGCAACUUUUUUAUAGCGGCUAAAAAUCUACCACCGUGCAAGUAGAGAACUAUAUUGGUGUGCAAUCAAAUUUCUGUAUAAGCAGACAAUUUAUUCUUGUAAAGUGGUUUAUAGGUACAUAAAAAAUAAAACAUAACAUAGCUUUAUUCAGAAAAAAAAAUACACAAAUCGUAAACACUUCCACGACUCUUUAUUUGUAUUACAAAAUAUAUUAUUCUGUGGUCACUUAGUAAAAUUAUUAACAUUUACCCGACGAUUUACAAAUACCAUUGUGGGUUUAAUAAAAUUAAAAAUUAAUUAUUAUAAUGAACCGAAAUACUCGUACAGUUUUGUUCGAACAAAAAGUUUGUUUUGAUAUUUCUUAUAAUACAGUUUUGGUUUGAACAGUUAAAAAUAUUAAAAACUUGGAAAACUUUUCGGUCCUCAUUUGCCGGUAUAUUUAACAGCAAUAAAUUAUGUUAAUAUAUUAUAUUUUUUUCGUUUAAUUCCAUGAUCUUUCUGUCACCAAUACCUAUAUAAUUUAAUACAAAUGUCCGUCGUGUUAAAAACCAUUUUUAUUACUAGCCAAAGAAAUCCAUGGUUGUCUAUCUGUCGGCAGGAAAUAUAUUUAAAAAAAAAAAAAACCACAUUCUAUGAAUACACUGCAUUGUGUCUCAAAUAAAUAUGUUACUGUCAAGAUACAUUAUACAAUAAUUAAAAUCGCCAACAUUUCGUGUAUAGAGAAAAAAGUGAUUCUUAAAAAACCGCUGUUUUCAUCGUAGCUAUAGGUUUAUUUUUCGACAACUUUUUAAUUUUACACAGGAAAAACAUUAUAUUUAUGGACGGACAUUAAGAAUAAACAAUAUCGAAUCUCAAAAAUAUAAUUAUAUGUAGAACACCGCACACACUAUGAUCAAUUUUCCAUUAUUAACCUAAAGAACAAUUGCAAUUUUGAGUAGCGUUAUCAGGGUUGCGAAAUGUUUUAAAAAGGUCCUUUAGUUUGAAACGUUUAAAAAUUAAUUAUAUUGGCCGUUUUAAUUUAAUUUUGAAUACGUAAAAUACGUGUAUGUUCUGAAGAAUGAAGAUAUUUUGUAUAGUUCCGAUUCAUUCUAGAAAUAUAAAUUUAAAUUAAAAGCAUUAUUUUUAGAUAAAGAAAUAACAUUUUUUUUUUUUCAAUUAUUAUUUUGUUUUAUUUAUAAUUUACAACUGUUCUAUAUUUGUAAUUAAGUAGUUUAUUAUAAUAUAAUAUAGUAUAAAAUUGUACGUAUGCAAAAAAAAAAAAAUAAUAAUAAUAUGAAAAAAAAAUUAUUCAAUCAAUAACAUUAAGUCACGAAACGCGAGUUGAUCGUGUAAAUCUAUCUAUAAAUUCUGUAAAACCGACAACGGGAAUCGUCAUCAUGAAUUAUUUUCCGUGUAAUAUUAUAUUAUAUUUAUUCUAAUCACGGAACACAGAGAAAUUCGAAUUUCCAAUGGCCGUUCUAAUAAUAAUAAUAAUAAAACAAAAACGGAACUGAUAGUGUUAAUUGGUGUGCCACUGUUGUAUGCGCGUCAAGUUGGCACCGGUACACGGUCCGGAUUAAUCGAAUGACAUAAUAUCAAUAUGACCGUCGGAAUCAACUAAAUUUUGCUAGACUAUUUUUGAAAUCUCGAAAUAUAUAAUUUCCAAACAAAUCACACUGGUAUACAUUUGAUAAAGAUAUCAACAAUUUCAUAGGUACCUUUUAUAAAUAUACCGAGUUUGAUGCAUCAUUAGUUUUUUUUUUUUUUUUCCAUAGAUUUUAUGUAAUUUUGUAAUAGAAUUGGAUGAUCGAUUCAUUAAUUUAUAUAUUUUAACAUGAUAUGUCUAACAAUGUGAUUCAUAAUUUAUGUUACAGCCUUUUUAUCAUAACAACAUUAAAAAUAGAGAAGAAUUUAUGAUAAAACAACUUUACUAAUAAAUGUCUAAAAUAAUUUGUACAUUAUUUAUUUUUUUUUUUUAAUCAUUUAGGAGGUCUUUGGGGUUCAACUUUUUAAAUUUAAAUGGGAUCUAAUACAUUUUUUGAGAACACGCAUGUUAAAAAGAUAUUUUUCAAACACAUUUUAAUGAUUGAAUAACAUUAGUUUACUGAAAACUAUUAUUGAGAGCGAUUUUAGGUAAAUACUAAUAUAGCUACAUUAGUUCUAACGUAUAACUGGUUCGCGAAUGCAAUGCAGCGUAUUGUAUGAUAAUUAUUAAGUAAUGUCAUUAGCGUCCCGUCAAAAUGCAAUUCACAAAAUAAUCUUUUUUUUUUUUUUUUUUUCAAAGCACAUUGUUUGCAUCUCGUAUACUGGUAUUAUUAAUGCAUUAUUAAAAUCUGAAAUAUCGCAGGUUCUUCUACUCUAUUCAAUUAUUCUUUUUAAAUCAAAAAUUAUAUUAUAAGCUUGAUUUUUUAGUGUAGGCAUUGUACAAACUGUCAAAUUUAAAAAAAACUAAUAAUGCAGGGGACGGGUGUCACCACUGUUGGGGGUAGGUAGUUUCAAAGGUAGGAUACAUAAAGUUAUUAAUUUUACCUGUAACCACCGAUAAACCUUUGCUAAUGAAAGGAAUGAAGUUCCGUUAUACAUGUUUUAAAAUGCCGUAAUAUUUAUAGUUUUCGUAAAAUAUGAUAUUAAAACUAUUAAAAAAAAACAACUACAUUGCGCUUAACUUUAUUUAUUUUACCAUUAAAUAAACCUUUAUAGUAACUUCUUAUUAAAUUUUCAAACAUUUUUGUUUGAUCGAAUAAUUUUAUCCACAAGUACUUACCAAAUAAGAACUAAGAAAAAACUUGAAACUGUAAAAUACCUCAAAUGGCUCACAAAACGCCCAAAUGUUUUAAAAAAUCAACCAUGUCUAGGAAAGUCUAACAUCAUUAUUUUAUGAAAAUAUCAGAUUUCCAUGAAUAUGUUUAACCAAAAAACAUCAACAGGAAAAAAAAGAGAUAAUACUGGUGACGGGUGUGCCACUGUUAUAGGUAAGAAAUAUAGAAGGUAGGAUGUGUAAAGUUUUUUAAUUUAUUGCUCUAAGCAACGAUAAAGCAUUGCUAUCGAAAAACGAUUCGAAGAGUUAUUCUUUUAAACACAUUUUGACGGACCGUAAUAUUUACGAUUUUCGUUGAUGUUAAAACGUAUAAAUAAAAAAUAGUGAAUGGCAAUUUUUUGAAUGGAUUUUUUUUUUUUUUUAAUCGGUAAGUAUGUAACUUAUAAUGAACCUCCUGUCAAAUUGUCAAGCAUAUCUGUUAAGUCUAAUAAUUUUAUCUAUAGAAUAACUACCAAAUAAUAAUUACGUACAAUCACGCAAAAUUAAAAUUUCUGUAAAUAGCUCAAAAAUGUCUUAAAUGUUUUGAAAAUUUAACCACGUCUUUCAACGUCUCUAUGAAUAUUUUCAACAAAAUUACAAAAACAAAAUUGAAAAUAAUAAAAGUAUUAUUUUCGUAAAUUUUUCCUUAUUUUCCACGUAUUUUUCAGUUUUGUUCAAUAAUUAGGAAAACUACAAAGAAAAUUAAAAAAACGACUUUCUUGAUAACCAACUAGAUUAAGAAUUCAAUAAAAAAAAGAUCUCUUGUUGUUUUUUCUAUUGGAGCAAUAUUUCUGGUAGAAAUCAGAAUGCAUAAAAAUGUAAAUAAAUAAUGAAUUUAUAACGCUGUAAAUUUGUCAGUUUUAAUUUUAGUUUUUUUUCGGUUUUCCCUAAUCAUUAAUAAAACUACAGAGAAAAUCAAAAAACGACCUUCUUAUUUACCAACUAGAUUAAAAAUUCAACGAAAAAGGUCUCUUGUUGUUUUUCUAUAGGAGCAGUAUUUCUUUGUACUAAACAUAAGCCCUAAAUAUUUAAAAUACAUUUCUAUUUUAUUUUUUUUGGAGGGGGGGCGUGAAGAUCAUAAUUUUUUGUCACUUCUAUUUUGGGGGUCAAUCAUUUGUCAUUUCAAGUACAUAAGGUGGUAGAUAAUCUGUUCACUUCCAAAAGUAAGGAUGACGCAAACUAAUGAAAAUGUAAUAUUUUAAAGUUAUUUGUUAUUUUUUUUUUAAAUUAUCGAAAAAAAUUCCUAAAAAAGUUUAUUCACUCCAAGGUAUCGCUAUGAUCAUAUUUUCGUGGGACAUCCUUUAUAGUAAUCAUGCAAGCGUAAUAUGCUAUACGUUAUUAACUUUAAAAAAAAAAAAAAAAUCGAUUUGCAUAAUACACUAGGAUAAGAACUACAAACAUUUAUAUUACAAUUUAUUUUUUGUUAAAAAAUUAAAAAAUUAAUGUAUAGUUUAUUUUUCUAAACAUUUUGAUGUAUCUCAUUUAAUUCAAAAUUUUUAAUAAUUUUUUAAAGUUCAUAGAAAAGUACGCAGCAGGCUGUUAUCGCAUUUUCUGAUUGAUUAUUAUUAUUACGGUUAAUCGACUGUACACUCUGUAAAUCUUCAAACUGUUCAAAAAUAAUAAAAUGAAAAGUAAUUCUUGUAAGUUUUUAUCACAUCGAAUUGGUUUAACAUCAAAAAACAUUAACAGAAAUUUAUCAUUAUAGUUAUAUACUUGACAUGACUUUAUUAUUACGGAAAACCCAAACGAAUUAUAAUAUCUCCGGCCUAUAUAACGGACAGCGAUUGAAAUCUUAUUAAAAAAUUUAAAACUCAAUACAAAUAAAUGUCGCGUUAAACAACAAAUUAAUUUCGGAAAAAUACAGGGUAAUGGGUAUACUUAUCUUUACGUAAACUGAGAAAAAUAUAUUGAUUUAGAUUGAUAGAUGUAUUUAUUUUAGACGGUUUUAUAGAAUUGUGUAUCGUUCGUACAUGACAGGGAAUUAAUAUUAUUUUGUACAGAAUUUUUUUUUUUUCCGGCACAAUAUUAUUGACAAAUUCAUCAAUCGGGUAUACGAUUAGUAAGAUUUGAAAUAUGGCACACGGUAUAAUUUCGAAUUUAUGUUUUUUACAUUGGUAUCCAUAUUUGUUAUUUGUAUGGUUAUUAACCGCUGAGAAAUAUCGAUGAUCUAAGAUACAGCCCAAUGUUUGGAGGAGAUUACAAUAAAAUGAUGAAUUUGGAGUUUACAAAAAAAAGCUGUUUACAGGCAGAAAAAAAAUUUAUAUAAAAUACACAUCAUAGUUAAACCAAUACAUUCCUCGUUAUGUUCAGAAUCUAAAAAGAUUUUGAGUGACGUUCGGGGAAAUAUCCGUUUUUAAAUGGCGUAAUUUGUAACGAUUUUUAUUAAAAAUUAGAAAUAAAAUGAUUAUUAGAAAAUAAAACACAACACUAAGAUAAAAUUUAGGUUUUUCAAAUACAAUAAGUACAACUUAAAUGAUAAACAUACAUUUAAUUUCCAAGUAUUAUCGCUUGGUUAAAAUAAGUUUUUCCACAUAAACCGAAUACAAUUUCACGUCUCUGCAAUUAUUUUGCUGUAAUUGUACUAGUUAUUCUCGGGUUUCCCAAUAGUUAAGAAAAAUAAAAACAAAAUCAACAAACCGCUUACCCAAUACAACGUUCAGAUACGAAAUUGCUGUCAGAAAUGACGAUAUUCGAAAAUCAGAGCAAUAUUUCGCGUAGAAAUAGAAAACGAACACAUCACAGGAAAAACCGAAAUUUAAAAAUGCCCGAGUAAAAUAAUAUACGAGUAAUGUGCGGCGGAAAAACGAGUGCGGAACAUUUAAAUCCCAGCUCAACAGAAUAAUAUACGGCAAUGUCAACACCAAAGUUCGUAUUAUGACAAAAUUAUAGCGAAUAAUAGAUCAAAGGACUUCUGAUACUGUAACGAUUCAGCGAAUGAUUGCUGCAGUAAAUGCACGCCAUUCGGCGUGAGGGACAAACAAAACGAGAACAAUUCAGCAACGUAUAUAAUACGUAUUUUUUUAUUUAUUUUUUUUAUAUAUAUUUAUAUUAUAUAGGGGUGUUUGAUUGCGUGUGUAUUUAAAUUGGAAAACAGUAUACGGAAACAGAAAGCUAUAAUACAUAAUAAUAUCAUUUAUUGCCGUCCCCGUUGUGCGUCGCGUACCUUCUGAUUUCACCAACUACACAGUUUAUCGGAUUGUGGCCGCGCGUUUUGGAGACUGACACCCGUCUCUAACACCGGACUCUGUAUUAGGUUUGUAUAUAACCACAAACUGGGAUCGUCGGAAAAAUAAUAUGACGUUGCCGUCGCGUGACGACCCGGCGAUCGGCACGGAAUUGCGAUUACCUAUAAUUAUGUGAAUUGGUAUAACUUGCCCCAUAUUUUCCUUUAUAAUCUUAGGGUACUUUAAUCUAGAACAAGGGUCUCCAACCUACGGCACGUCAAGCUUUUCAAACUGGCCAGCCAACAUAACUGAUGUUUUGACAAUAAUAUUCAUUUAUCGACAAUAUUUUCUACCAAAAAAAAAAAAAAAUAAAAAAAUUAUAGUGAUGAAAUAAAUGGUUCUUCGUUAGUUUUUGUUCUAAAUAACUAAAAAAUAGUAAAAACCCAGUCGAUUGAGUUAUCGUUUUUAUGGCGGCGAUCGUUAAUCGAAUAUCGUUCUAUCUAUAAACUCCUAAAACAAAAUGUUUAUAUUAAAUUCAACUAUUUUCACAAAACAACUAAAAGAAAAAAAAAUCUUGUCCAUUUUCAAACUUGCAAUUAAUUCAAACUUGAAAAUUAUGAAGAAUUCCCUAAUCGAUUUUUCACUUAUUCGAAAGAGCAGUUUCGAACCCUCUUUGGAGAUUUUGAAAGUGCAGAAGACUAUAUUCGAAUUUUUUAAAACCCAUUUGCCAUAGAAAUAUAAACUUUACCAACGGAGCUUCAACUUAAAAUCAUCGAGCUCACAUCAAAUAAUCAUUUCAAAAACUAUUUCAAGGAAACUACACUCCAACAAUGCUCGAGGAGUCUUUUCCAAAUCUGAAAAAAUGUGCACGUGAAAUGAUUUCAAUAUAUAGCUCCACCUACUUGUGUGAACAGAUUUUUCAAAAGUGAAAUACCUCAAAUCUAAGUACAGAGCCAACUUAAGUGACGAACAUUUACAAGCAACGCUGUUGUUUGGAAUAACAAAGUUUUAUGUAAACUAUCAAGAAAUUUUAAAAGACAAGCAUUCCCAACAUUCUCAUUAACUAACUUACUCGUAUCACAAUAAAACAAAUUUUGAAUUAUAAAAUUAAAAACAAAUAAACAUUUUUCUAAUAUCUAAAUAAAUCUUAUCUAUUUGUACCUAUUCUUCAAUUUCAUUACCUCUCUAUUCCAAUAAAGAAUUUUGGCCCGUGAUGUCGAAACGUAUCUCAUAUUUGGCCCGGUUUAAAAAAAGGUAGGACACCCCUUAUCUAAAAUCAUAUUAAAAAUACAGCAUAUACCUUGUUUAUAUGCAUCCAUUAAAUCGAAUUAACUUGAUUCGUAUUGAAUCAAUUCGGAUUAGGGUACAAAUAUACAUGCACGUCUAAAACCGUAUUAUUAGUAUAAACACCGCCGCCAAACUAAUUUACGUUACAACGUUCAAACGCAGAACUUAAACCGAUUUUCCUUCAUUGGAAUUUAUAAUGUUGUAAAAUAAUAAAAUAAUGAUUAUUAUUACAACUUCAAUUCUUCAAUAACGUUUAUUAUUGUUAAUAAACCUUAUCGCAAGUACCUGCCGUAAUCCUGAUUCGGUUGUUGUGGUGUGAUCCGUUUACACGUAUUUUGUACUCUCGUAAUUAUGUCCAAUGCGCAUGUCAAAUGAGCAUUAACUAUACCGUUUUAGUCGAACCGUUUUAACAGCCGUUUACAUGCAUUUAACUCCGGAAGUUUACUAAAUCGAGUUGAGUCAAAGCGGUUUUAGCUGUGCAUGUAACCGUAGUAGUAAUAGAUAGGUGCAUCAUAAAUUAAUAUUUUUCGUUAUCGUGUUUCAAAGAGAUCAAUUAUCCCAGCCCGCCCACUUUCGAAUAUCAGAACGAAACCGGUUCCAAUCGUUUGCACCUUUUUUGUACCUGAUGUUGCCUCAAGUCUCUUUGUUUAUAGCUCAAAGUUCCUUUCACCCUACAGCACCUUUAAAGGUGCUAAAGAAAUGCUCCUUCGCCAGCCCUAUUUUGUAAGUGGAGUUAGUUGGGAAAGUGGGGAAUUGCCUACGAUCCUUUGACUUUGGCGGAAUUGUUUCGAUGUAAAAAGCUUUUUAAAGGUUAAACCUUAAAUGCUUGUCAGUAACUAUUUGUAUUUUUUAGAGUGCAGAACUCGGAACAUUUGUUUUUAAAUUUUCUAUUGCGUAAAUAAAAAAUAUAAUAAACAUCCAGAUUUUCGUUCUGCAUAUAAAUACGUGAAUAUAAAAGCAUGAAAAUAUAAAAUAUCUAUAAAAAGCCGAAAAAUAGCCAGAAUAUUUUGAAAAUGUUAACACUUCUACAAAAGGCAAUAUUACACAUUAUACAAUAUUUUAUUUUGUUUAUAGUAUUUUGUGAAAACUGCAGGUCUCUAAAUUAAUUUUCAACCAAAUAACAAAAAAAAUCCAAAUGCCGUGCACUUUGCUGUUUUUUCAUGAAUUUUUCCAAUUAUUAUGAAAACUACUCACAAAAUUAAAAAAUGAUAUGAAUGAUAAAAAUAGCCACAGGUCCACUUAUCCGUUAAACAAAUUUAAAAACGUAUACUAAAUUAUAUUUAAAAUAUGGAGGGAAAACUAUACUCCCCCAAACCCACCAAUUCGAGCAUUGAUUAGCGCAGUUUAAAUAAAUGGAAAUUGAAAUAGGUACGAAGAUAGCGCAUUUCCUUUUAAUAUUUAAUGCCUAAUAAACAAUGCAAAGCAGUUUGCACAGACAAUAUUAUUUAAAAAAAAAAAAAAAACAAUAAUAAAACUGUAGCUUUAAUUUAAAAAGUGUUUCAUAACAUAAUAUAUUUUAUUUUAUACAAUAAUUAUCAAAAAAAAAGAAUACGUUUAAAAAUGACGUGUUUAACCAUUAAAAAAAAAACUUUUUUCCGACCUUAUAUAAUUAUUACACGAGCGCAACUUAAAUAAACCGCCGAUAUUUUAAAUAUUAAUUUUAAAAGGUAGGUGGGUGUAGAUACUCCGCUGUAGUUUUAUGCCGAAUAAAGUAAAUAUUAUACCAAUAAAGAUUAAAAAUCAUAGUGAGUACCUAUUCAUUAUGUUAAUUUUUCGGUCCUGCGAGUUUUUCAACGUUUAAUGAAAUUUAAAAUUCUCAACGAAAAAAUCCGUUAUUAUAAUUUUACUACGAAAAGUAUUUAUUCCCAAAUCACUAUUAAAUUAUGUACACGUGAUUCAACCCUUUCGUGAUUUAUUGUUGUAUAAUAUUAUUAUACCAACGAAUAAUCGAUCAUCCUAAAUAGCUUUUAUUUUUUUCACCUUUUUUUUUUAUUUUUUCAAUAUUAAGAACGUUCAAAAUGCUCGACUACCUAUAUAAUAUAAGAAUGACAAAAUUAAAAGUGAUAAUAUUAUUAUUAUUUAUGUUUUCAUAUUAUAACCUAUAGAUGAAUAGAAUUAGAACUAUUUUUAUUUCGUCAUUCUCUCUUUCUAUCUCUUUUUUUGACAUAAACAUUUGUAAUUAUUAUCAAGCCGUGACAUUUUAGAACAAAUACAAUAAAAACAUGUUUUUCUUUUCUUUUUUUUUUUUUAUUUCAAACCUUGGAAAAUCCGAAAGGUUGAAUUAUUCGAAUAUUAAUUCCCAAUUUUAUAUUAUGGUCAUUUUAAAUAGACACGAUAUGUAUAACUUUUGAAUUUCAAGAUCAUUUUUUUUCUGCUAUUAUCCUAUAUUCAUUUUUUAGCUCAGUGACGUAUUUGAAGGGGGGCAACUGCUGGAUUACCCCUCCUUGGAAUUUGUUGGCCGUGAUUUUUCAAUUACGGCUAUUAGCUAUAGGUGAUAAAAUAAUAUUUUUAUCAGCGUCACCAAAAUGUAGUGACAAUGAUAUAACUGGAGAUAUUUUUGUCUAUAAUACAUACAUGGAGAUAUCGAUGUGAAUUUCCAAACAAUAAUCAUAGAUUGGUUUGUAGGAAAAAAAAAUGAAUAUUGCUUUACAAUUAUUGUAAAUAUUUGUAUUGCAUUGUUUGUUAUAAAUAUGAUACAUGUAUAUGUUACGGUCGUUACGGGUAAAAGCCGAAAACGUAAUAUUUACACAAUUUCGACUUUUAACGGUGACAUAUAUUUUAUAUAUACCUACAUAUAUAUUUUUAUUUUUUUUUUAUGUAAUAUUAAUUAUAAUACUAUAAUAGUAUAAUAGUAUACACCUGUAUACUUUUUUUUUAAUUAUUAAGAAGUGUAAUUAUAAAACAAAUUAUAACUGUUAUUUUUUUUUUUUUUAAUAUUUCGCGAUAUUUCAUGGUAUAUUACAAUUUUUACCCCCUCUCCCUUGAUUGAGUUCCAAAUAUGUCACUGAACCAUAGACCAUAAUAUUUUUUUCUAUUUGCGAUAGUCAAAUUUGAAUUAUUCGAUAAUUAAACUUAGUGUUUGCGUAUUUUAAAGACAAACCCUUUGAACCACCCGUUUAGUAGGUUUGAAUUCCAGUGACCUUACUUAUUUUAUUUAGAAGAAAUUUUAUUCGGUAGGUACUCAAUAGACAAAAUUGUAAGACUAAACAGAAAUGCUUGAAAAUUUGACAGGAGGUUCAUUUAAAGUCGUAAUUUGUAAUUAAAAAAGUUAUAAAGGAAGUAUAUAAAGGAAUUUUAAUACCAAAUUUUAAUAACAAUCAUUUAAGUGUAAAAUUAUGUGGAGCAAAUCUAGUUAUUAGUACAUGCACAUUUUUUUUUUUUUUUUUUUUUUGUUCUAAACAUGUGUAUAUUGCCGAUUUAAGAACGAUGGUGAAGUCAGAAUUGAGCGAUCUGACUUAGUUAAGAAAUUAUAGCUUUUUAAAUUUUUUAUAUUAUGCCAAUAUUACAUGUGUUAUGUUAAAUAGCUCAAUAUUGUCAAUUGUAUAGUAUGUCAGUCGUAGUUUAGUGAUGGAACGUACCUGUUGUCAUCCCAGAGAUCGCAAGUUCAAAUCCGAAUUCUGGAAAUUUAUUUUUCAAUACCACGUUGGAUAGGUAAUAGGGAAAAAACAAAUACAAAAAUGCAACAUAAUAUCUGGAAAGUAAUCUGAACAAUAAAUGUGAAUUAUAUUAUUAUUAUUAAAUCGUUCGUUUUAAUCUUUUUUAAAAGUAUUGAGUUUAUUAUUUACUUGUUUCAUAUUUUACAGGCAAAGAAAAACUGAACAUCGCCCAAAAUGAGUCUGUCAGACUGGUACUGGAAACAGACGGUACGCAAAUCGAGGACUCCGAGUACUUUAAAACACUGCCAAACAACACUACUGUUUUAUUGCUCAAAGAUGACGAAUAUUGGUAUCCGUCUGGAGUCGACGCCAUCAAAACAGGUUAUUGCGUAUACGAAGUAUUUGACUAUUUAAUAUUUUUAAGUUAUUGGUCUUCAGAACUUAAUAGUACAAUUUUUACCGUUUUGAUAAAACAAGAGUAUCAGUACUCGAUAUUAUACUCCUACUCACAAAACUGUAACGUAUAAAUAAUAAUUAUGUAAUAUAAUUUAGAAGAUCGUUUAUAUUUAACGCGCAAGUAUAAUUCAUUAAUUUAAAAUAUAUUAACUAGAAUUAUUAUAAUAUAAGAAUUAUUAUAUUAUUAUAAUAUAAUAAUUCUCAUUUUUUUCGUAGUGAUUCGAUUAGUCCACAGUCCGGAUGGCUUUUAUUUUCCUUGAAAAGUUAAAAACAAUUUAUUAAAUUUAUUUAAUAUAUGAAGAUGUAUGAUUUUGAAAAAAAAAAAACAUGCUCUUCGUGUAGCGGUUUCUAAACAAAAUAAAAAAUUAACUUCAAAUCGGAACUAAAUUUUACCCAUAUAGACCACGCAACAUAAAAUUCUUUAGUGCAGAAAAAUAAUUUUAAGUCAUUUACGAACGCGACGUAAACGAAUUUGCGGAACAACAUAUAUGAAUAACGUAUUGUAUUGUUAUGUCAAGUUUAUUCCCGAUCAAAAUAUCUAACAUUAUAAUUUUUAAAUGGUUUUUUCCAUCAUAACAGUAUAAAAGUCUUAGCGCACGAGUUCAACUCAUAUUUGACCUAGAAGUUUUGGAUACUACAACACUAGAAAAACUGAUUAACGGUCUGUGAAAUUGUAAACAUUCUUGGUAAGAACCUGUGCUUUUGAUUGAGUUAAGUUAUGUUUGAGAAGGUUGAGUUAUUAGGAUAUGGUUAAGAAAACUUUUUAACACAGUUUUAGACUAACAGCUCGAAGAUUUUGGUGAGAUGUGGUAAGAUGGAGAUAGGCCUAUAGUUGACUACUAAGGUGGGAUCUUCGGAUGUUAAGAUGAGAGUUACCGAGCAAAUUUUUCAAAUAGAAGGGAAAGAUCCUUCGUCCAAUGAGAGUCUGGAUAGCAAGAAAAUUGUAUAGUAAAAGAAAUUACGACAAUUAAAAAAAAAAAACAUGAAAUUCCGAGCUAUUAAAGUUGGUGAAGCUUACAGCUGAAAGCGUCUGAAGUAUGUCACCCGGUGAAAAAUGGCAGUUUGGUGAUAAAUCAUAAGAAAAACCGCAAGUAUAGUAAAAAGGAACGGCAAUGAAAACUGAAGGUCUGAAGACUGACAUGAAAUAGUGGAAAGCUGUUUCUUAAAGCUGUUUAUCUUUAAGCUCAUUAAUAUAUUUUCAAAAAUUCCGGGGAGAGAGUGAUAAUGAGCACUCAAUUUAAGUUAAAAAGGAUUGGUAGUUUAAUUUUGAGAGACUGGCUCUAAGCUCCUAAAAAUCAUUGUAGUCAGACACACCUAGGAUCCACGACUCACCCACCCAUUUAUUUGUAAAUCACGUGAUUCAAAUAUACCUCCUUCGAGCUGCCACUGAAUCGAGCUGCAAGGUUCAUAGUGUUCAAAAAAUCUGAUUAAAUGUUUACAAGAUAAAAAAUCAUAUCGCAUUGGAUUUUCAAACACCCGAGAGAUCACGAGAAAAGAAGUACGUAAAUUUUGAAAAAAAACAUUGAAAAUAUUGAAAGAUUAAAGAAACGUUCAAGAACUCCAACGAUAAUAAUAAUAAAUUUGGGCAUGGAUUUUGAAGUGAUGUCUAUAUUUUUAUUUCUAGUGUUUUAUAAUGUAGGUAUGUUUUAGCCCUUUAAGUGAAAAAUGUGUUAUUUGCACGAUACUGAAAAAUGUAAUUAAUGUAAAUUGUAAUGUAGUUAGUUAAUUAUAAUAUAAUAUUUAAUUUAAUUAUAUUUUAAUAUUACACAAAUAACUGCUAACCUUCUUUCGUGUGUUGAGAUUGUUUUCCCUGGCUUUUUAUUAUUAUUAUAUUUUUUUACCGUUUACAAUAAUUGAAUACGCCAUCUAAGUUAUUUAAUUUCUAUCGAAAUAAAAUUGACUUUUCACUAUUCCGAUAGUGUGAAAAUUAUUAAUUAGAACACCAAUAAUGUUUCAGCUAUCGCCGCCAUACCAAAGAUCGUCUGCGAAACGAUUCACGCUCUAGAACUGCAAGACGCAACCCCUUCGUGGAAAAUAAUGGACAACAAGGGACGUAUCACGGUGGUUUUGCAUUGGGACCACCAGCGGAACAUGAAUUACCGUGGAGGUGGUGGCGGAGGAGGAGUAGGAGGAGGAGGAGGAAGUGGUGGCGGAGGAAGUGGUUUGGACUCGUCACCGUCAAAGAGAACAACGUACUUUCACAGCGGCGGUUUUGGCAUUGGCGGCCUGCUGAUGGAAAACAAUGCUAAUAAAAGGGAAUCGGACCAAAGUACAAUGCAGUACCAUCUUCAUCAGCAGUCCGAACCGCUGCUGCCACCACCGAUUUACCGUCACGGGUCCAUGCCGCAGAUUACAGUGAUCCACCACGACGCUUUACCGUCCACAUCAAUGACCAACCGCUUAGGUAAAUAUUUUCUAGUCAUUUUAUUCCAAUUUAUUUGUGGGUAAACAUUAGUAGCCUAAAUCGUAUAUUGUAAAGUUGUUAAUCAAAUUUCCAAGCAAAGCAAGUUAUAAUCACCUCUACUUUAUUUUCGACUUCCCCGGUAUUCUGUCAUCUUGUUACCUAGCGAUGCCGGCGUGAUGUACCUAAGUUUCUUAUCUUCGAACACUCAAAGAAUACAAAUAUAUCGAUAAGAUGAAUCUCGAAAUCAUUAUGUGAAUUAUUAGUCAUUAGGGAAAUAUAAUGGGAAAGCUAAAAUGUGGGAAGCUAUAAUUCACACUAAACUUGUGCUGCGAAUAGUGAACGGUAGGAUCGGCGGACCGCGAGCAAGUGAGUUAUUGCCGUCUGGACGGUCGGUAUUUAUGCAAUCCGUCCGGCGGUGACGGCGACGACGUAAUUUGUUGGGCAGCGCUAAUAACGUGUCGUCAGGUAGUGAUGGUCGGCUGGCGGGAAUGCUGUGACUUAAUGGUGGAAUCCGGUACCGUUCGUGUAUUCGUGUCGCGACCUAGUGGUUUGUAUUUGAUACGCCGUCAAAUCUGGUGGAUUAUGUACCUAUUGAAAAAAACAGUCUGUUGCUUAUGGCAAGAAAAAAAAAUGGCGUGUUUUUAUAUGGAACUAUCUUUUUUCGGAAAGUUAUAGUUAUAAUUUCAAUUUAAAUAUUAUUAAAACAAUUCAUAAACGUAUUAAAGAAAAAAAAUACACAAAUCGCCAAAUAAUGUUAUUAACUAUUGUAUAGUAAAUUAUAUUGUAAAUUAAUUUUUAAUUCGAAACCGGUCGUAUAAUACACUUAUCAUAAUACUCCAGGCGACGCAUUCAUUCAUUUAUUUAUUUUUUGUGUCUAUAUGUAAAUAUUUUAUUUAUAUAUUUAUUUACUAUAUUUAACUAGGAUAUUGUACCUUGUACGUAUCUUUUAUCUGUAAUCAAAUACUUUUCAUGUGGGUCAGAUUUUACUAUUUUUACGUGAUAGCGAAACUCGGCCCUAACACCAUGAUGUAGGAUUAGGAUAAGUUAAGGACAAAUAUAUAAACAAAUUAUAUUAUAAAACAACAAUAUAUAUAUAUAUACAUACAUGUAUAAAAUAUUUAUUUCUAUAAACAAAAAAAUACAAGAAUAAUGAUAAUAAUAUAAUAAAUAACUUGAAUUUCACAUCUGUAAAGCAACUAAUUAAUCUAUUUCAUAUUAUCUAAAAAUGAUUUUAUUGGUCAAUAACGAUACUGAAUCUGUUAAAGAGUCCGGUGUCACGGUCGUUUUGCACACGAAAAUACACUCUACGGAAAUAAUGAUACUGUUCAGUAGAAUGAACCAAGUUCAAUAUAUUAUAUAUUUUUCAAUUAAUAGUGGGAAAUAUUCGACAGACCACUUUGAAUUCCAUUUUUCAAUAUUUUAUUCUCAACUUUUAAAAAAAAGUAAAUACUAAGCUUUUUUCCAUUAUUUUUUUUAAAAACUAAAAAAUUUGAAUUGAAUACUGCUUGUAGAAUGUUGUUUCUUAUCAUUAAAAAAAAAAAAACCUUUAUUAAAAUAUAAAAUUGACAAUGAAUUAUCACUAUUUCCGUGAAAUCAUUUUCGUUAGUAAAAACGGCCCCAUCCUUUCCCCUUAAAUGAAUAUAGGGUAGUAGUUCAGCUAUCUUCAAAGUGGUAAAUGGAAUGUUCAAAAUAAUUUUUAAAUUAGAGAAAAUUAGAGAAAAUUUCAAAAACUGACACCGGACUUCUUAACGAGAAAAUGUUUAAUAUUAAAUCUAAUUCUUAACAAACGCAUUUAGAAUGGAUAUUCGGUAAAAUAUUCUAUUAACGACUCACGUAGUUAUCAUGUUUUAGUUAAUAUAGUUUGCCUAGUUGACUUUAGGUAAAUUUAUAUACGCAGCUAUAAACCACCAUGAUUAAAAUAAAAAAUACUUGCGUUUAGAUAAUAACACGGGACUAUAUACUUGUAUAUUUACUUUUACAUUUUUAUUUUAUUUGAAAAUUGUAGAUGAUAAAUUUCAUGUUUUCAAAAAUAUCGUAAAAUUGCCUAUUCGCAACCCUUUAUAUUUGAGCGGUUUUACGUGUUCUUAGCAAUUUGUAUUUAAUUGUCUUGUUAUAUAUAGUUAAGGAUUUAGUUAUAUAUUUUUAGACUCUGAGGAUAGCGAAGAAUGUAUUGGUUUUACAAUGAUGUUUUUUUUUCCGUGGACAUCUUUUCUACUAGCAAUUUUCUUUCGAUUUAUAAUGAUAGUGCUUUUUCUAAAAGGAAACCCUUCUGGGGAGGUACUUAAGGGACGUCAUUUUUUUAAUUUCUCAGUAGUUUCCCCAUUUAUUAGAAAAACCGGGAAAAUGUACGAAACGAAGGUAUUAUAAAAUAAUAUGAUGACCUUUUUUUUUCCUAUGGACAACUUUUCUGCCAGCAAUUUUGCUUCAGUUUUCAAGCGUAACAGUUUUUUUGAAAGAAAAUCUGACCGGGGUGGUACUUUAAGAAAGUAAUUUUUUAUUUCCCCAAUUAAUGGGAAAAAAACGUAGGGAAAACGGGAAAACAAGUACAAUAUUAAACAAAUAUUAAAGAAUCAAAGAUUAAAGAAAAUAUAUAAUGCAUAAUAAAAUGUAAUAAUUUUAUCAUAAUAUCACAUAAUAUCUAUUAUUGAAAAAGCAACAAUAACAACAAUAUUAACCGAAUUCUGCUCAGAAUCGAUUUUUCGUUAAUAAUGGUUAAUCGUUGUGUUCAGAUGUACAUUCAAUUUCCCUUCUGCUACCUUCCCCACUUCUCACCCACAACAGUAUGUCCGUGUAUUUUAAUUUUAACUUUUUCUCGGCAGGUCAAAAUAACCAGGCACAGCAACAGCAUGUCAGCCGUAUGUCGAAACAGGGAAACAGUUCCAUGGACACAGCUGCUAUCCAUGUACACACGUCCGAGUGCUCGCAUCACGGUAUAUUGACGCCACCGCCGCCGCUGCACCAUUCCGGAUCCACCGGCGGAACGUCCUCGGCCGGUGGUGGAAGUAGUUCGAGGGCUAGUAGUCCGGCACGCGAUUCACUGUUGGCCGCAGCUACUGCCGCCUCCGGAUACGGGCCCACGCCGCCACCAGUAUCCGACAACGGGUUCGAAUGCGAUUUUCACUGUUGCACGCUCCACGAAGAGGGACGCCGUAUCGCCGUGCAUAAAUCGGUGGCCACGUCACCCAUACAAGAGUGCCGGCACUCGCCGCCGCCGCCGCCGCUCACCGUCAUCCAGCCCGUGUCUUCGUCGCUUUCCGAUGGCACGCGUCGUGGAUCUCCCAAAGGUCACGUUCGGUUCCUAGACGCCAAUAUGUCACCGCCCAUUCCACCGCCACCGCUGCUGCUGCCGUCACCGCCCAAUUCACCGGUAAUCCGUCAACCGCAACCUGAUAACCUACAGCAACCGACGACUUCUGGUGCGAGCAGCUCCCGAAAACAGUCGUCAUCACAACAACAACAGCAACAAUCACGUUCUGACGAGAGUUCCGACACGGAGACCGAAACCACGGUUAUCGAAGAGGAAUCGAUGACCAGCGAGAAGUUUCUGCUGCUUAUCGAUCAGUUGACUACCGCACAGAACAAACAUCUUUCAGUCAAGGACAUCGGCAUCAUACUGGAACGGCUAAAUUCGAAAAUCGUGGACGUCGAGCGUUUGGACCGCGACUACGAGGCCACUGACUGCUACAACUGGACCAUUAAGGCGACCAUCAAGGGAAACGUGCUCCAAGAGGUGGGCAUCAUUUACAACGGCAACUAUUACGGCAUAUCCGAGCACCCGGGCUACAAUCAGAACGGCGAGUUGAUCAACGAAUACGAUGAAGAAGUGUUGGAACACGAUGAUAUCAGUGGCGGCGUUGUCGGCGAAGAAGCACGCGGUGCAGCAGCGGCGAUUAGAGACGACCGCCAUCGACGUCGCGCCGAGGAAGAGGUUAAUAUUUAAGACAACAGAACUACAAAGAAACCUUCGGUUGCUCCAAAUUAUGUAUAUAUAUAUAUUAUAUAUAUAUAUAUACGUAUAUUUAUACCGAUCAUAUUCUCUCAUGGUGCAAUUGCAUACUAUGCUGAUGCGUAGCUAGAAGUUUUUCAUUUCCAAACUGUAAUAAAUUAUUUAAAACUGAAAAUCUAGCGAAUUUUUAAAUUCUCAAGUAUAAUAUUUAUCAAUUCGUUUAAAAUAAAUCCCAAACAUAUUACACGGUUACCUUUCUCAGGAAUAGGUUGCUAGAUUUUGUUUGUCA